AUGGACUCGCAAGAACCAUCAGGCCAACGCCCUCACGAUUCAGCGCUACUAAGAGUCAUCCAUUGGCACAAGCUUUUCGACUCAGACACACCUCCCCGGCUCGGGAUGGAAGUAAAGAAACGCCUGCCAUACACUACCAUUGCGGCAUUUGCAUCCGGAAUGACCAUCGGGUCCUUUCACGGUAGCAAAAAGGCAUCAUACCAGUUCCGAGCCGAGAACGCCCAUCGCUACCCCACGACUUCAGCAGCAUGGUUCCAGUACCACAAGAGCAAGAACUACGCAUCGGUUGUUGGCGGUGUUAAGGACGGCAUGAAAUUGGGAUUUAAGCUGGGUGCUGGAGCUUUUGCGUUUUGUUUGUUUGAGGAAACGGUGGAUUAUGCUCGGGAUGAUACGAGAGACUUCUUGUCCACGGUCACGGCAGGAUUGUCGUUCUCUGGGAUCUACAGCUUACUUGCUCGUCAUGAUGUCUUCACGGCCGCUCGCACGACGAGGCUCGGGUUGAAAUUGAGUCUAGUGUAUGGAUUGGCGCAGGAUGCGCUGGAAUCUCUCAAGGGUAAUCGACCUGCGUAUAUCGACUUCCUGCUGGGGAAUCGUCGGUCAAAUGUGCAGGAGGGAGAAACAGUUUGA
This is a messenger RNA of Aspergillus ruber CBS 135680, 627 nucleotides long. RefSeq lists its product as uncharacterized. The record is from RefSeq and is a predicted model, not a curated record. The transcript is spliced from 2 exons. Bases 1 to 627 code for a protein of 208 amino acids. Lineage: Eukaryota; Fungi; Ascomycota; Eurotiomycetes; Eurotiales; Aspergillaceae.